UUUGUCAAAGCCCUAAAUCCCACAUACACUCUACCCAGUAGAAAAACACUUUCCCAAACAAUGAUCCCAAAACUAUAUGACACAGAACGUGCAUUAUGGCAAGAAAGGGUGACAAAAGCUCCAUCAGUUUGCCUGACAACUGACUGCUGGACCUCCAGAACAACCUGCUCUUUCAUGUCUGUCACUUGCCACUUUAUUGAAGAUUACAAGAUGACAUCUUGCCUUCUGGACUGCUUCGAGUUCACCGACAGACACACUGCAGAAAACUUGGCAGUGGAGCUACUAAGAGUGGCAAAAGAGUGGCAAGUAGAGGACAAAGUGGUGUGCUGUGUGAGUGAUAAUGCUGCAAACAUCACCAAAGCCAUAAAAGUUUUGAAGUGGACCCAUCACCCAUGUCUGGCGCAUACACUAAACCUGGUGGUUAGAGAUGCUCUGAAGGUGAUCAAAACAACCGUGGAUAAGGUGAAGGCUGUUGUGGAGUUUUUCCACAAAAGCACAGUAGCAGCACAGAAGCUAAAGUCCACACAGCGCCAAAUGGGGAUUCCUGAACUGAGGCCCAAACAAGAGUGUGCCACCAGGUGGAACUCAACAUUUGAUAUGUUGAAACGAAUGCUUGAAAUAAAAGAUGCCAUCAUCUCCACCCUGGCCCUCAUCAACGCAUCUAUUGAGCCAUUAAGCCAAGAGGAAUGGGAGCUGGUGAAAGAGGUCUGCGCCGUCCUGCAACCAUUCCAGGAGGUGACUGUGGAGAUAAGUGCAGACAGCUAUGUCACAGCCUCGAAAAUGCUCCUGCUUUGCAAAGGUCUGCAGCUGGUGACAGCCGAGAACCAAUGGACAGUAACUGUGCAGAAAGUGAAGGAAUUAGUUGCAGCUCUUUGUUCAGCCAUGGACCGCAAAUUUCUGCGGAUGGAGUACAACACUGUCCUUUCAGAAACUACCUUAUUGGAUCCAAGGUUUAAAAACUUGCCUUCAGUGAUCGUAGAGCUGUUGAUGAAGCUCUUCAGAGGAUUAGUGCAGCAGCAGCAGCAAAAUGCACCCCCCAGCAGCCAGCCAGCUCCACCAUUACAGGGCCAAGUGGAGGAGGAGCAGCAAACCUCUGCUGUUUGGAGGCUUUUUGAUGACAGAGCUACAGGAGAUGCUUCAAGGAGAAAUCCGACAGCUGAUGCUAUAAUGGAGGUGAGGAGCUACCUUGAGGAGCCCCUCAUCCAGAGAGCAGAAGACCCACUGAGCUGGUGGCAGGCCAAGGCCUCAGUCUUUCCACUCCUGGUGAAGGUGAUGGAGGGGAGACUAUGUAUUGUUGCCACAUCAGUUCCUUCUGAGAGAAUCUUCUCCAAAACAGGGCAGAUACUCACGGAGAGGCGAAAUCGUAUCAGGCCUAUCAGCCCAUCCAAGCUGAGGCAUCUGAUCUUCCUGAAUGCCAACCUGCCCUGA
Coregonus clupeaformis (lake whitefish) is the source of this 1428-nucleotide messenger RNA. RefSeq names its product E3 SUMO-protein ligase ZBED1-like. Gene Ontology annotation, molecular function: protein dimerization activity. The transcript is spliced from 2 exons. The record is from RefSeq and is a predicted model, not a curated record. NCBI's taxonomy places the organism in Eukaryota, Metazoa, Chordata, Actinopteri, Salmoniformes, Salmonidae. The coding region runs from base 61 to 1428 and encodes 455 amino acids.